AUGGCGGCGGCGGUGCUCGCGCGGGGGUGGGCGCGCGCCUGGGUGGCGGGGGCGCGCCUGGGGCAGCGCCCCCUCAGUGGGCAGGACGGGGAGGUGGGCAAGGCGCAGCGGGCGGCCGCCGGGGCGGGCACGGAGCCCACCAUCUUCAGCAGGAUCAUCGCCCGCACCGUGCCGGCCACCAUCCUCUACGAGGACAAGGAGUGCCUGGUCUUCCGCGACGUGGCCCCCCAGGCGCCCGUGCACUUCUUGGUGAUCCCCAAGCGCCCCAUCCCGCGGCUGAGCUGCGUGGAACCGCAGGAUGCCCAGCUCCUGGGGCACCUGAUGGUGGUGGCGGCGCGCACGGCGAAGGCGGAGGGGCUGGAGGACGGAUACCGGCUGGUGAUCAACGACGGGAAGCACGGCGCCCAGUCCGUCUACCACCUGCACCUCCACGUGCUGGGGGGGCGGCAGAUGGGCUGGCCCCCCGGCUGAGCCCCCCGGGUCACCCCCACAAUAAAGCUGCUCGGGGCACCCGCA
Anas platyrhynchos (mallard) is the source of this 516-nucleotide messenger RNA. RefSeq names its product histidine triad nucleotide binding protein 2 (gene HINT2). NCBI's taxonomy places the organism in Eukaryota, Metazoa, Chordata, Aves, Anseriformes, Anatidae. Gene Ontology annotation, molecular function: catalytic activity. The record is from RefSeq and is a predicted model, not a curated record.